Scylla paramamosain (green mud crab) is the source of this 2836-nucleotide messenger RNA. RefSeq names its product chorion peroxidase-like. NCBI's taxonomy places the organism in Eukaryota, Metazoa, Arthropoda, Malacostraca, Decapoda, Portunidae. The coding region runs from base 81 to 2516 and encodes 811 amino acids. The transcript is spliced from 15 exons. Gene Ontology annotation, biological process: response to oxidative stress. The record is from RefSeq and is a predicted model, not a curated record. Gene Ontology annotation, molecular function: peroxidase activity; heme binding.
ACACAUAUACACACACAUACACACACACACACAAAGACACACUCCUACACACACACAAGGCAGUUGGUGUUAGGUUGUUAAUGUGUACGGGCGUUGUGUCUGCUAAGGAAGUCACGUGUUCUAGAGUCACCAUGUACGCGAUUCCUCUCCUUCUGUGUCUCCUGCGUGUGACUCAGGCUCAGGAUGACAAAGUAGAGGGUGUGACGGAGCCCUCCUGUGACGGCCCGGUGCCUCAGUACCUUAAAAAACCACACACUUACUUCUACCAUCUCGAGGGCAACAGCGACCUGGACACGAUUCUUAGUCUGAAAUUCCCUCUGCCUGAUGAUCACUUCUUCAGGGACAGGUGGAACUGGGAGCUGGAGGAAGGUGAAAAUAUCAUCAGGUGGGUUGAGAGAGAUGGGCCCUCUCAUCCUGACUCCUUGCACAGGAUUGGGUACGGCAUGGGAUGGAAGCAUAGGCCAACAUUCACCAAACCAAUACCUGACGACGUACAAAUGAAGGGCCUCAAGAAUGGAAUAGAGAUGCUCAAACAAACAAAGAAGCUGGAGGAGCUGAUAAAGAAGACAGGCAUCACUCUGAAGGACAUGAGUUCCAAAGUACACCAGUUGAACUUCACCUACACAAAACCACAGGCUAAAAAAUCAGCUGAUGUGGGUUACGUGCUGGAAAACGCCCUUACUGUCAUUGCUGAGGGACUGGAACAAGAAGAGGUGAUAGACAUACAAUUGAUGAACAACACCCGAAUAUGCUCCAUGUUUGAGCAGACCCCCAUACAACUGCCCUGCGAACCCAACAUGCCCUACCGGAGACUUGACGGCUCCUGCAACAACCUGAGGGAGCCUGGGUGGGGGAAGUCCUUUACCCCUUUCCGGAGGAUGUUCCCGCCCGAGUAUGCUGACAAUGUGUCUGAGCCGCGAGGAGGCAAGAAUGGUGACGGCCUCCCUGACGCACGCAAAGUUAGCCUGGCGCUGAAGGAGUUUCCGAGACGUUUCAGCAACUGUUUUAGCGUGUUCCAGAUGUCUUUUGGGCAAUUCAUUGACCAUGAUUUGACUGCCACGCCCACAGCCAAAGACAUGGACGGUAAUCCCCUGACAUGCUGCAAUGAAAAAGUGCUGCAAGACCCGAGUUUGCUUCACCCGGAGUGCUUCCCGCUUAGCAUCGACGUGAAUGACCCCUUCUACUCCGCGUAUGGGAUAACCUGCCUCGAGUUUGUCAGAUCUCUGCCCGCCAGCCGCUGCUUCUUCGCCCCGAGAGAGCAGAUCAACCAACUCACGGCAUACAUUGACGGAUCAGCGGUGUACGGCAGCACAAAGGAACAAUCUGACUCCCUGAGGACGUUCAAAGGCGGCAAACUGAAAACUGUGAUUACCAAGGAGGGACACGAGUUGUUGCCUGAAGCCGAAGGACACCAGGAGGGAUGCAAUACUAAAGAAGAUAUGGAAAAUGGACUAUUCUGCUUCAGGUCUGGCGACGAAAGGGUUAACGAGCACAUUCUCCUUGCGCUGCUAACGACGCUAUUCGCCAGAGAGCACAACAGAAUAGCGAUGGAGCUCUCUCAAUUGCGGCCGGAAUGGAACGACGAGAGACUGUUCCAGGAGACGAAGAGAAUAGUGGCUGCAGAGAUCCAACACAUAGCUUAUAAUGAAUUUCUCUCUGGUUUGCUUGGCCCUCUGCUGGUUCGAGGGUUGGAUCUGAAGCCGCUGCAGGGAGGGGAGUUCUACAAUGGCUACGAUAACAGAAUCAACGCAGGGGUGGCCAAUGAGUUUGCUGCUGCGGCACUUAGACUUGGCCACAGCAUGAUUCCUGAACACUCGUACAGCAAGAACAGCUCUGGCUACUACCAAGCCACGGAGCUGAACGGAGUCGUCUUCCACCCCGCUGACAUGCACAAAAAAAAUGGAAUAGUUAACCUGCUACGUGGCGCCUUCUCUCAGAGCAUAGGCAAGGUGGACCACGCCUUCUCCAACCAGAUCACAGGCCUGUUAUUCAAGCUGGAAAAUGCUACUGGCUUUGACCUGGUUGGUUUAAACAUACAGAGAGGCCGGGAUCAUGGCUUAGCUGACUAUACCGUGGCCAGGAGAGAGUGUGGCUUCCCUGCUAUUAAAAAUUUUGACGACCUAAAGACGAUUUUUGAUGCAGAUGUGGUCACCAUGUUGCGAAAGCUGUACAAGAAAGUGGAAGAUAUUGACCUGUUCGUGGGCGGGAUGGCUGAGAAGGCACUGCCAGGGGGACUGAUCGGGCCUACCUUCGCUUGUAUUCUCUCUGACCAAUUCAUCAGGGCAAAGAGAGGUGAUAGAUUUUGGUAUGAGAACGCAGGACAGGCUGGGAGCUUCACUAAAGCUCAACUAACAACCCUGCACGACGUCUCCCUGGCAAGAGUGAUGUGUGACAACUUCCCUGAAAUUGAGAGAUUGCAAAGAUGGCCCCUGCAGCUGGUGGGGGCGCAGAACCCUGUCAUUUCCUGCGAUUCCCUAUGCCUGCCAAAACUUGACCUAACAGCUUGGAGACCGUAACUACUGUGUCUCUUGAUCGAACAAGUGUCUAAGAAUCUAACAAGUGUCUAACGAUCUAACGAGUCAGUUUUAUAACCCAAGCAGUCAGUCUUACAAUCUAAUGAGUGUGCCUAACAAGUGUCUAAUGACCUAACAAGUAUGUCUAACAAUGGAACAAGUGUCUAAGCAUCUAACAAGUCUGUGUAAAGAUCGAAGUUCAAUUUCAUCCAACAGUCUUACUUGGUCUAACGAACUCACUCAGUCCAACAAUCUCAUUAUUUUAUUAGUGUGACUUUUCAAUGUUAGUUAAAGGCAGAGAUUAAAUAAAAAAAUAAAAAGUC